Molecule: messenger RNA, 6085 nt
Organism: Salvelinus fontinalis (brook trout)
Lineage: Eukaryota; Metazoa; Chordata; Actinopteri; Salmoniformes; Salmonidae
Gene: rab40c
Product: RAB40c, member RAS oncogene family
Exons: 6
Coding region: 1689-2528 (279 amino acids)
Biological process (GO): protein localization to plasma membrane; intracellular signal transduction
Cellular component (GO): endosome; plasma membrane; synaptic vesicle
Molecular function (GO): GTP binding; GTPase activity
Source: RefSeq, a predicted model, not a curated record
CUUAUCUCAGUCACUUCCACACUCUCUGGAUGUGUUGUUGACAGAUUUUAUGAUUGAUUUUUCUGAUAGCCAAUCGUAUCAUUCUGUACGUAUGUGUAUCCAAUCAGAGGCUGGCAAGGGCGGAGCGGGAACCUCGAGCGCCAGACUGUGCAGUGCCUAUCUGUCAGCUACAGUGUGUUAUCGCGAAUAUGAUUGAGCGUGGAGGAAAAAAUGUAUGAUUUUACAAACUGAGAUUUUCAAAUGAUUUACCGCGGACUUGGACUAAAACCUUACAUCUCAAAUUGUGCUUUGGACCCACGAGAGAAUACGGCAAGUUCUGGAUAGAACCAAGGAAAGGAAAAGGUCGGGAAGUUACGGAUCUUUGUUGUCCGGACAAGAGAGAGGGGCCCGAUUUCAGAGCAGCCAGUCUCGGGUGAAGUUAGCUAGCAAUCGCUACCAAGGAAGCCAGCAUCGUAAACCAGUUAGGAAGAGGAUAGUCCAGUUCUCUACAGGUUACGAGAUUACUCGUACAAUUAUUACCUUUAUGAAUGAGAGCUCUGGGAAACUGAUACAUAUAGGGUAUGUUAUUUAAUUCGUAUAUUGACCUCUGUCGUUGAUUUGACUUGACACUUGUCAACUAACCACGAAUAACUAGCUAACUAGCAUUACCAGCUAGGUACUCCUGUCUUGCCAGCCACGCAAAGCUGUUGUUCACGAGCUAGCAGUAGUUAGCUUGCUAGCUACCAUUCUGGCUAGCUGCCUAUUUACCCUUUAAUUACUAUAACAGGGUUGCUAACGAUCUAGUUUUAAAAAAUCAGGUUAUAAACAUUUUUUGUUUUGUGGGCUCAAUAUAGGCUGUAACGUUAUAACGUUAGAUGUUCUUGAUAACACUCACUUUCUUUGUUGCGAUAGCUAGCCCCUAAUGGCAUUAGUCGCUAGCUAGCUAGCGUUAUGCUAACAAUAAGGACCCGGGCACAGAUAGCCUGUUAACUAGCUAGGAAACUAGCUACAUCCUUAAAAUAUACAGUUUAGCUAACGUUACGUCCACAAAACAAAUAUGUUGUUUUCAUCUAAAGAGAGGUUAUUGCCAGAUAGCUCACAACAAGGUUCGUUUACCAACCGUCUGUUGAUGAAGCAACAGCGUUGUAAUUUAAAUGUAACUGAUGUUUUAAACUGUGACAGGUGUUCUGAUUGAAGCGCUAGCAGUCAGAGAAGUCGGUGGUUAAAUACCAAUUCUAAACGGUGUUGAGGUUUGGAAGAUAAGGAUUUCUGCUCACAGAUUGCUUUCAGCAGUGACGUUAUUUGGACCACCACUGGUACCAUGCCUAAUUCCUGUCCAAGGGAUGUUUUCGUUUUGAGCAGCACACUGUACUUCCAACUCCUGCAAGCUGUUUAACCUGGAGGGACUUUUUUAUUAAUUGUGUCCACUAUUGCUGCAUCAUUCAGACUUGCCAAGCUACAAUGGUGGUCAUGUGUUUUAACCAGUAGCAGCGCCUCAACCCCACCUCGACACACAGCAGUGGGCUGGCCGUAGGGCUAAUCAAGGAUUCUGAACUGGAGGACCACACAGACUCUUGACUCUUCUAACUUCUCUGCUGGAAUAGACUAUACCUGUUUCCCCCUCUCUCAGCCCCUCCCCCCCCUUACCUGCCUCCAUCCUCUCCCCCUCCUCCCCCAGUGUGUGAGGGUACAGAUGUGAGGAAGGCAGGAUGGGUACCCAGGGCAGCCCGGUGAAGAGUUAUGACUACCUGUUGAAGUUUCUCCUGGUCGGGGACAGUGAUGUGGGGAAAGGGGAGAUCCUAGACAGCCUACAGGAUGGAUCUGCAGAGUCCCCAUACGCUUACAGCAGCGGCAUCGACUACAAGACCACCACUAUUCUGCUGGAUGGGAGGAGAGUGAAACUGGAGCUGUGGGACACGUCAGGACAGGGGAGGUUCUGCACCAUCUUCAGGUCCUACUCCAGAGGGGCUCAGGGGAUCCUGCUGGUGUAUGACAUCGCAAACCGCUGGUCGUUCGAAGGCAUCGACCGCUGGAUACGAGAGAUUGACGAGCAUGCUCCCGGUGUACCUCGUAUCCUGGUCGGUAACCGGCUCCACCUGGCGUUCAAGCGUCAGGUUCCUACGGAGCAGGCCCGGGCGUACGCUGAGAAGAAUGGCAUGACCUUCUUCGAGGUCAGCCCGCUCUGCAACUUCAACGUCAUCGAGUCGUUCACAGAGCUGUCUCGCAUCGUACUGAUGAGGCACGGCAUGGAGAAGUUCUGGAAGCCCAACAGAGUCUUCACUCUCCAGGACCUGUGCUGCAGAGCGAUUGUCUCCUGCACGCCCGUCCACCUGAUUGACAAGCUGCCGUUGCCCGUGGCAAUAAAGUCCCACCUCAAGUCCUUCUCUAUGGCCAAUGGGAUGAACGCGGUGAUGAUGCACGGACGGUCCUAUUCGCUGGCCAACGCGGGGGGCGGGUCUAAAGGGAACAGUCUGAAGCGUUCUAAAUCCAUCAAACCCCCCCAGAGCCCCCCACAGAACUGCACACGCAACAACUGUAAAAUCUCCUAGUGAUAGACCCUGUCUGGGGGAGGGGGGAGACUGACCCCCUAAACACACUGAAACAGACAGACAAGCUGAGGAGAGGAUGUGUAGGGCCUGUGGAGAGAACUAAGUCUGAGACCUACCCUACACCCUGAAGGGAGGAGAUACUCUGAAACAGACCUAGCCCUUACCCCAUACCCUCACCCUGGGGGAGGAGAACAAGAGGAGGGUGGUGAAACCUACUGUAGGAGGAGGAGGGGGGAGGUGUGUGUACACAGACUUGAGGAGACCCGACCAGACAUUUCUGGUCAACCCUCGUCCAUAGGAGGGGUUGUGCUGGAGUAGUAAUACACCCAGAAUACAUCCAUAAUACACCACACCCAGAAUACAUCCACAUCCAGAAUACACCCACACCCAGAAUACAUCCACACCCAGAAUACAUCCAGAAUACAUCCACAUCCAGAAUACAUCCACAUCCAGAAUACACCCAGAAUACAUCCAGAAUACAUCCAGAAUACAUCCACAUCCAGAAUACAUCCACACCCAGAAUACAUAUACACCCAGAAUACAUCCACAACCAGAAUACACCCAGAAUACAUCCACAUCCAGAAUACAUCCACACCCAGAAUACAUCCACAUCCAGAAUACACCCAGAAUACAUCCACAUCCAGAAUACACCCAGAAUACAUCCACAUCCAGAAUACAUCCAGAAUUCAUCCACACCCAGAAUACAUCCACAUCCAGAAUACACCCAGAAUACAUCCAGAAUACAUCCACACCCAGAAUACAUCCACAUCCAGAAUAUACCCAGAAUACAUCCACACCCAGAAUACAUCCACACCCGGAAUACAUCCACACCCAGAAUACAUCCACAUCCAGAAUAUACCCAGAAUACAUCCACACCCGGAAUACAUCCAGAAUACAUCCAGAAUACCUCCACACAACCCUACUGAGUUCUAGUGCUUUCCCCUCCUCUGUCCUUCUUCCCUCCCUUUCUCUCUCUGUUGAUCAGAGUGUUGCCUCCUGCUGUCCCAUGAUUCAUAUGUUAAAUAAUAGAUGUUCUCUUCAUGGAUCUCUGACGCUUUUUACAUCCCUCUGCCUGCUUUCUCUCCUUCUCUCUCUCCUCACUCUGCCUUCUCUCCCUCCUUCUCUCUCUCCAUCUCCCUCACUGCCUGCUUUCUCUCCUCACUCUGCCUGCUCUCCCUCCUUCUCUCUCCCUCCCUUCUCCCUCUCUUCCACUUUACAUCUAUUCAUCUCCCUCACUUUGCAUUCUCUCGCACUCCCUUCCUCUUUACCUCCCAUCUCCCUCCCUCCUUGUUCUUUACCUCCCUCCUUCUCCCUUCCCUACCCUCCUCUCUUAUCCUUUUGUCUUCUCUCUCCCUUUUCUCUUCUCCCCAGAGUCAUCCAGUCUGCCUGCCAGUUUUCCUCUCAUUCCUUCCUUUCUCUUGCUCCUCCUCUCCUCUCUGCACCAGUUUCCAGUGCAGCCAGUGAACGUCACCCUAUUCCCGACACAGGCUCUGGUCUAAAGUAGUGCACUGUGUAGGGAAUAGGGUGCCAGGGCCCAUAGAGCUCUGGUCGAAAGUAGUGCACUAUGUAGGGAAUAGGGAGCCAUUUAGGACGUAGUCCCAGACUCACCCAAUGAAGCCUGGUUGUCAGGCUGAGUGGUGUUCUCUUCUCACUGCAGGGCGGCCAUAUUGUUUUCCUACACAGACAGUCAGCGACGUGAGCAUGGAGCCCCAGAGUUUCUCCUAUUCAGGGAAAUCUCCUGGCCCUCAAAGCUAUUUUUCUCCCUUAUUGUUCUGUGUUUUACUGAACUAACGUGUCCCUCUGGUCUCAGAGAGAGAGAGAGGCUGCAGUAUCAACCGCUAGAAGGGCAGACUCUUCUAUGGAUGUAUGAAUGUAUGAAUGGCCUUUUCUCAUUUGGGAAAAAGUCUGUCCUCUCUCCGUCUUCUCUUCUGCUUGAUCCGGAAACCGAUAAGUGGCCGAGUCGUGCCAAUUAGUUAGUAGACGAACGGAAGAGGCUCCUCCCCUCCUCGAUAGCCACCUUUCACCAAGGAUAGUUAUGUGAAUCCUACCUGAGUCCCUCACGGAAAUACUUUUGAAAUGUUUUUUUUUUUUAUUAUCACGUUACACAUUUAUUGGGGAUUCCACCCUGUAGACAUCAUUUGCCUGAUAAUGCGUGAGUGGAGAGGAGUCUUAAUUUUAUACAAGUAGCAAUUUCAUCCACGUUCCCUUCUCGCCACCUCUCCUCCAUGACCUUUUACAAAAGGAGGCGAGAGAGGAUGGAGGAGUUGAGUUAAUGUAUUGAGAAAGGGUCUUUGUUUUAUGUAGUUUGUAUGCAACAAUUGCAUCCAUCGCCUCAAAGUCCAGUAUUGUAUGAAUGAAGAAAAUAGGACUUUAACUCUGUCUGCUUUUUAUAAAGAAGCUUCUUCCCCACAGCCUUUUUCCAGGCCUCCCUCUCUGUGAGGUUCUCCUGGUUAGGCCACAUGGUCAGGUCAUGAGGUCAGGGAAAACCUCUAGGUCUGGUAAUAUCAAAAGGUUGUCAUGCUGUUCUCUGGACAGAAGCAUAGGAUGUAUCUCAAAUGGCACCCUAGUCACUAUGGUCCCUGGUCAAAAAGUAGUGCACUAUCUAGGGAAUAGGGUGCCAAUAGAGUGCCUAAUAGUGAUCUGUUAGUUGUAGACUGUAAAGGAGGGAAGAGGUGUUUGGUUCUUGUGCAGCACAUCAUAAUAUGGACCCACUACCUUCAUCAUGUAGUGAAGACGAGCUUUCAACAAAAUCUUUUCGUCCUUCAUUUGAAAACUUUUUGACAUUGUAAUGUGUUUUAUUACGACACCACCCUUUGAUGUUGACCUUAUAAUAGUCUGACAUUAGGAAGGCCUCAAAUUACACCCUAUUCUUCAAAAUAGUGCACUACUUUUUAAAACAAGUGCCCUAAUAUGGGUGAAUAGGGUGUCAUUUGAAACAGAGAUAUUAUAUUUUUUUCCUUCUCAAGUGAUUUCUCCAGAUGGGAUUAAUGUUAUUAUUAUGAUGGACUGUUAAAAAAAAAAAAAAAAAGUUUGCAAAGAAUGAUGGGAGAUGGAGUUUUGUGACCAUGUCAGGAGAAGGGCCCCGUUUGGGGGUGUCCCUGUUGUUACCUGAGUUGAGGUUGUUAAGUGCGUCCCAAAUGGCACCCUAUUCCUUAUAUAGAGCACUGCUUUUGAACAGAGUAGUGCACUUGAUAGGAAAUAGGGGGCCAUUUUGGACUAAGGGAAGAGAAAUGAUGGUGAACACAAAAUGUAAACACUAUGGGUGUGUCCCAAAAGAGUACUUUAUUACCUAUGUAGUGCAUAUCCCAAUGGGCCCUGGUCAAAAGUAGUGCACUACAUAGGGAAUAGGAUGUGAUUUGGGAUGUAAACUAUUUUCCUUUGGUUGUAGCUGCUGCUGGGUAAUUUAAACAAGGAGUGUGUGAUCGAGCGAGCGCAAGAGUGUGUUCUUAAAAAAAUAAAAAAAAAUAAACAUGUUUUUAAAUUAUUGAUUGUACAGUUUUAGGCUAGGGUAUGAAAAGCAGAGACUUUUUUCACAAUAAAAACUGUUCUUAACAUUA